Molecule: messenger RNA, 2239 nt
Organism: Phascolarctos cinereus (koala)
Lineage: Eukaryota; Metazoa; Chordata; Mammalia; Diprotodontia; Phascolarctidae
Gene: CD59
Product: CD59 molecule (CD59 blood group)
Source: RefSeq, a predicted model, not a curated record
UGCCCGAGACUGGGGAUGGGUGGGCAGGAUCAUCUCCCCCCACCCCCGGAGCCGGCCCCGCCCCCACUGGCACCUGGACCAAAACGGGGUCCAGUUGGUACUGGCCUGCUGCGGCCGGCCGCUGCAGCCCCGCCCCCACAGUCCAGCCGCUGCGGCCGCAGGCCGCGCGCGGGUGUCCACGGCCCCAGCUCGGAUUUCCAGCCCCACGCCCGGAGCCGCUUCGAGGUUCUAGAAGAGAUUGACAUGAUGGGAAGCAACAGGAUGCAGAUCUUCCUCCUCGGUCUCCUGGUCCUGGCGAUGUUCUGUAGUCCAGGCAGUGCUCUGAAAUGCUUCCAGUGUGACUCUCCCGUACAGCCCUGUACCAAGAACGUCACUUGUAGAGCGGAGGACGACGCAUGCCUUCAGGUUAUUUCUGGUGGAGCUUACUACCAUUCCUGUUGGAAAUAUGCCAACUGCAACAUGGAGAAGAUUGGAGCAGCCUUUCCCGUGGCCAGUGCCCGCUACGCUUGCUGCCAGCGUGAUCUGUGCAACGCUGCGGGGAUGGGGACUGCGGUCAGCAAGGCAACCAUGAUUGCCGGCCUGUUGGUGGUGGUGGCCAGGAGCUUCUCUCUUUAAUUGAGUGGAAGGGGAAAGAGCCUGAAGGAACAUGUGUGUGUGUGUGUGUGUGUGUGUGUGUGUGUGUGUGUGUGUGUGUGUGCACGCCUGUUGGGGUGGGGGAAGUGGUUUUCCAUUUCCCUGUCCAUGAGAUCUCAAGUAUUAUUUCUCUCACUAAGUGCAUUUUGUGUAGGAGAAAGAUGUUUCGUUACAGCUGUCCGUUUGAGAAGCAGGUACCCAAAAGUCGUGCAGGGGGGAGUAUAUUAUCUGGAUGGCAUUCUCGUUCCCAAGCAAGCCACCCAUCUAGGGAGACAUUUUAAACUCUGAAGUGAUGGAAAGAACUCUGUAGCUGCUGCUAACUUGUCAUUUCUGAGGGCUUCCUCAAGCUGCCCUGGCUUCCCCAACCCUCCACCCCAUAGCUGUGUCUACAUCUUGGGUGACAAGAUUAGCCAGGAGAAUUCCCGUGUGGUAUUUCUUCCCACUUACCCAAGUAACUCAGUUCAUGGUCUUGACUAAGUCGCUGUCCCUUCUCAUUCCUUGGCCUUCAAAUUCAGAGUCUUUUUUUUUUUUAAUUAAUGCUUCCAUCACUGCACGAACUAUUCAGGCCCAUCCUUCUGGCUCUCGAGCCACUUUUCAAGCACUCCCUUCUCAGCCACAGAGAAAGAACACAUUAGCCCAGUCUAAAAAUAGACCCUGCCCAGAGAACAAGUGUCAUUAAAACCCUUGUUUCAUUGUGAUUGGAACGGGUUCUGAGAAAUGUCUGCGUGACAGGGAGGAUGGACCCCUUCAGUUAGAAGGGCAUUAGAACCCGAUCCCUCUCCAGGGUAAAUAAAAGCUGUCUCCCUCAUGGGAGACACUUAGCUGAAACUUGAGCAUCUUGAGGGAACUAGGUCCUUAGGGUCCCUUUCCCCAUUCACCUCUGAGAUUUGAAUUAAAGAUGGGAUUUGAGCCUAGUGGGAGCAUUUACAAAGCCAGAAUUAAUGUGUUACAAUUCUAUUAACUGUUCUCCCACCCAGCCAAGCAUGAGCUCAGACUUGGUUCCAUAACUAGUAGAAAUUAACCAACCCUUGGCCUGCGUGCUUUGUAGUAUCCAUUUGACUGAUUUGAGAUGUAAGAUUUUUGGUGGAAAGUCCUUUAUCCAUACAUAAUAUCGCUGCUUCUGAAUAUGGUGGAAGAGUAAGUGAAGCUACUAUGUGGAGCUCCAAAUCGCAUCCUUAGCAGAAAUAAGAACUUAGUCAUUGCCAAGAUUACUCAAAACUCUCACAGCCGAGUGAUUAACAAAACAGGUGGGGAAAAGCCCUCCCCUGCUAUGACGGCUAUUCACAUGCUAUUGUCAAAUGCACUGGCUUCCUAGGACAUACUCUACCUGCUAGCUUUGAUUCCCCCCGCCCUUUUAUAGUUGUAAGCGUGAUGCCUCUCCCCCAUCUCUACCCCCAUAGGAGCCCCUUGAGUGCAUAUUAUUAGAAUGACCAAAAGAAAAGAUUUUGUAUUACCAAAAUGUUGACUCUGUACUCAAUAGCAUGUAUCAGCUUUGUAGAUGAAGGCACCAUUAUGAUAAAGACUUGAAUUGAAAGAUAUUCUGCAGCCAGGUGGAAGAAUUAUAAGUAGUUGUGUCUUCUGAAAAUUAAAUCCAAGCGAGCUGUUG